Molecule: messenger RNA, 840 nt
Organism: Harpia harpyja (harpy eagle)
Lineage: Eukaryota; Metazoa; Chordata; Aves; Accipitriformes; Accipitridae
Product: alpha-1-acid glycoprotein 1-like
Exons: 6
Coding region: 54-644 (196 amino acids)
Source: RefSeq, a predicted model, not a curated record
GGAGCCGAGCCACGUCCCGUCAGAGCAGGAGCCUCCUCUCAGCCGGCCAGGCGAUGCUGGCCUCCCUCGCCCUCCUCGUGGGGCUGCCGCUCGCCCUCGCCGCUGAGCACCCCAGCUGCGCCCCGCUCGUCCCGGUCACCUUCGACAAUACCACCAUCCCUGGGCUCCUGGGAAAAUGGUUCUACAUCACCGGCGCCUCCAAGUACCCGCCUCACAUAGCAGAGCUGAAGGUGGUGAAAUACGCAGUUUUUUCCUUCUUUCCUGGCAGCCACAAGGACGAGCUCAAUGUCACCGAAACCACGAGAGUGAACGAGACAUGCGUGGUGAGGAACACCAGCAAGAUCCAGGUCUUCUGGCACAACUCCACCCUGGUGCACGUCGAUGACCAGGUGGUUUCCACGGCUGAACUGAUCCAAAGCGACAAGGACCUGCUGAUCCUGAAGCACUUCAACGCCAACUUCCUGGGUCUGAGCCUCUCGGCACGGACACCCAAUGUGAGCAAGGAGCACUUGGAGGAGUUCAAUGCCCACCUGCGCUGCCUGGGCUUCACCGAGGAGGAGGUGUUCUUCACUUCCGAAAAGGACGCCUGUCCCCUGCCUUGGGAGAAGACAGGAGAAGGCGAUGAGGAACCGCAGCUGGGGUAACCCCCGUGGGCUGGGUUGGCCACUCCAUCCUCAUCCUCCUCCAGCCCCUCCACAAGGGCACGCCUGCCUGCCGGCGCCGGCCAGGCUCAGCUCAACCUCAGGACUUUCUAUCAAUGUUUCGUUUUUUCCUCCUGGAUGAAACACCCAGUUUUCCUGUUCUCGUCCGGACCCGAAAUAAACCUCUGUGUUACAGCCA